CAAAUUGAGAAUCAUUCGUGAAUGUCAUGUAUUCAUUUUUUUAAGCAACAUAGAUUUAAACUUUAAACACUCGUCUAUUUUUUUUCAGGAAGAGAAUUAGCAUCUUUAUAAGAUGUCUCUAAUUACUACUUUAGAUGUGUGUUUAAAGAAUGCUUUUAAGAAAAAUUCUUUAACUAAGGCUCUCUUUUCAACUUGUGUUUGUCGCUUUCAAAAUGUUGACUCUUUUGAGGCCACACAUUCUGAAGAAGGAAAAAAUGUCACAGAAAAUUUAUCAGCACCUGUAGACACUCCUAUUAUGACAAAAAGAACUUUGCAGUUCCCAGUAACACACACAUUUCCACGACUAGCUUGGCUGGAAUCUAUGAAAAAUCUUGAGGGAGAAAAGCUUGGCAUGCUAGAUCUUCAUCCAGAUGUGUUUGCAACUUAUCCCAGGCUGGACAUUCUUCAUAAAAAUAUUCACUGGCAAAAGUUCUACCGACAUAUUGACUAUAGCUUUGAACCCAGUCGUGCUGAAAUGAAAGGUGGUGGUAGAAAACCUUGGCCACAAAAAGGUCUCGGCAAAGCUCGGCAUGGAAGUUGUAGAUCGCCUCUGUGGAUCCAGGGUGCAAAAGCUCAUGGUCCAAGAGGUCCCACAAACUAUUUCUACAUGCUGCCUCGUGCUGUCAGGGGCAUGGGUUUGAGAGUGGCUCUUUCAUGUAAAUAUGCUCAAAAUGAUCUUGUGAUUGUGGAUAACCUUGAUUUACCAACAUCAGAUCCCCAGUUUCUCUCUGAACUAGCUGAUGUCAGGUUCUGGGGAUACUCCGUGCUUUUUGUUGAUGAUACUGAUAUCAUGCCACGGAAUAUUACAGCAGCUGUGAAUAAGCUCCGUGGAUUUAGUUUGAUGCCAGCUUAUGGUCUGAAUGUGUUCUCAAUGCUAAAACAUGAGACACUUGUCAUAACAUUAGCUGCCUUAGAGAGAAUUGAGGGCAAGCUGCUGGAGGAAAUGCACUCUACAUUGAUGGAAACUAAAUUUGUCAACCAACUAAGACCUGAAGAUUUCCGUUCAGGUCCCAAAGAAGAUACAAUCAUGUACAAAAAAUUUACAAAGCCAAUCCAGACCUUAUAAUGUACUCCCUUUUAUGUGUGUCAUUUUCAUUUUACAUAGUAGAUUGUAAUAUUUCUCUACCAUGGUUUUUUCUGAGGAAUAAUAAAAGAUGAAAUAAAAUGAUGUUUUUU
Physella acuta is the source of this 1215-nucleotide messenger RNA. Its product is annotated as large ribosomal subunit protein uL4m. NCBI's taxonomy places the organism in Eukaryota, Metazoa, Mollusca, Gastropoda, Physidae. Gene Ontology annotation, biological process: translation. The record is from RefSeq and is a predicted model, not a curated record. Gene Ontology annotation, molecular function: structural constituent of ribosome. Gene Ontology annotation, cellular component: ribosome.